Pediculus humanus corporis (human body louse) is the source of this 3135-nucleotide messenger RNA. RefSeq names its product DNA double-strand break repair Rad50 ATPase, putative. The transcript is spliced from 5 exons. NCBI's taxonomy places the organism in Eukaryota, Metazoa, Arthropoda, Insecta, Psocodea, Pediculidae. The coding region runs from base 1 to 3135 and encodes 1044 amino acids. The record is from RefSeq and is a predicted model, not a curated record.
AUGGAAUUUGGAAAUGAUAUUAAAACAACAUCCGUAAACAAGAAAAUAAAUGAAUUUGAUAAUUCAAAUAAUAAAUUCCCGAAUUUUAUGGCACUUGAUGAAUCGGAAAAAUUAAUUUUUUUCCAAGCGUUAAAUUCGGCUAAAGAAAAUGUUAAAAAAGCUGGAAUACCCAUCAGACAACAAUUUGGAACCGUACACGAUGAAUUUUUCCAAUGUUACAAAAAGGAGGAUACUUCUUCAACGGGAAAAGAAAAAAAAAUUUCUGGUUCUUCUUCGUCAAGUUUAACAACCGAUGCCACAUAUACUCUUAGUUUGCCAUCAGUUGUAGAAAUGAAAAAUAGUGGAUCUCGUUUAAAUCUACCAAAAACCGAAUCCCCAUCCGAAGACAUGUUUCUUUUAAAUGAUUCAUCCGAUUAUAUGUCUAUAGCAACCAUUUCGGAAGAUGAUUUCGAUAGUAAAAAAAGUCAAAAUGAUAAAAUGUCGGAUACGUCGAAUAAUAAUAAUAAUAAUUACGAAAAUCCCGAUCGAUCCCUUGUAGAAAGAAAAAUAAAUUCGUUUUCGAAAAUAAUCGAAACACAAACGUGGUUGGAAUACGAGAGUAAAAUAUUAAAAGAUGCCGAUAACAUUGUCGAUUUAUAUUCGAAAAAGAAAAAAUAUUUACACGAUAUCGAUAAAAUGAAAAAACAUCGUAAAGAAAAUAAAAACAUGGCGGAUAAUAUUAAUAAUAACGUUAAAGAAAAAUGGAAGGAAAAAAAAAAAUUCUCGGAUACGUAUAUUAAAUAUAAAAAACCGGAAAAAUUAAAAAAUAAUAGUAAUAAUAAUAAUAAUAAUAAUAAUAAUAAUAAUAAUCCGAAAUUCGAAGCGCUCACGAGUAAAGAAAAAGAAAUUUUUUUUAAAAUCCUUCACGAUGCACAUCGUAACGUUGUUGAAAAAAAUCCGGAAAGGAAAAAGGAAAUUGUACCUUUGGAUUGGAUAAUGAAUCGAUAUUUGGUCACUAAUUCGGCAGAAAUAACUAAAAUGGAUGAAACAUAUCCGACAAAUAAACAUACGGAAAAAUUAAAUACCGGAAAUGUAAAUAUUAACGUCACCAUUAAAUCCGCCGAUAAUGAAAGAAUUAAUUUUGAAGCUUUCGAAAGAGAAAAAAAAAUAAUACGAAAGGUUAAAUCUCAAGGGAAAACGGAUAUGGAAGUUGAAAAGAAAGAAUCCAUUGAAAGCAUCAUACCUAUUUCCGAUGAAAAUUUAUCGAAAGAUAUUGAUAAAGAAUUACCCGUACAACCCGUUAAAACACCUUCGAAAGACGAAACGAAUGAAAAUGAAGAAGAAGAAGAAAAUAAAGUAGAUUUGUUGAAACCGGAAGAUGAUGAUAAAAAUGAUAAAAUUAUGAAACCGACGAUUGUAACGGUCGAAAAGGAAAUGGAAACGACGACAAAUAAUCAAACGGCGACAAGUGAUCAAACGGCGACAAAAAUUCCAAAGAAGAAACAAAAACGCAAGACGACAAAUCAAGAUGAUAUCGAUCUUAACAUUGAAUUCAAUGAAAAAGAUAAAAAUAAUGUUCCGAAAAAAUCUAAACGUAAAAUUUCGGAACCCGAUGAUAAGAAAAAGAAAAAGAAAAAGAAAAAGAAAAAUGCCUCAAAUGAAAAAUACACUUUUAAUAAAUGCGAACGUAAAAUAAGCAACAGUUCGAGAACGGAACCAAGAACUUUCGAUGACUACGUUAGACAAAGAAGUUUAUUAGGACAAAUAAAUGAAAAAAAAGUAAAAGAAAGUGAUAGCGGUGUUAAAGUAGAAAAAAAAGAAAGUUUUCUAUAUAUGAAAUCGAAUAAAAAUAAAGAUAUGAAAAAUUCAAACCGUGAAAAAAACAGCGAUGGGCAGCCAUUAUUGUCGAAAGUCGAAACGUCACACCGAGUUAGCCUUAGUGACACGAACUUACACGCGAAACCGCAAACGGGUUCGAAAACCGUUGUAUUCAAAUCCGCCAAUAAUUUAAACACGACGAAAACGGAUGAUUCUAAAUUAAAUGAUAAUUUAUUGGGGAAAAAACAUGUCGAAUCGGAUAUUAAACCGGAACAUGCGAAAAAAGCGACGAAUUUAAUUAAAUCAAUUGAAAAUGUGUUGAAAAAAGAGGGUAAAAAUUCCGAUCACGAUAAUGAAAUGAAAAAGGAAAAAACAUCCAAAUUAAAUUUUCACGCUAUAAAGAAAAAAAUAUCUAGUCACAUAUCAAUAUCGAAAAAGCAAAAAAUAAAAAAAAAUUCAUCCGGUCACGUUUCAAUAACGGAAAAGAAAAAAGUUAUUAAAAUUAAUUCGAAAGAUAUGAACGAUUUUAAUAAAAAUGGCGGCGAAAGAGUGGAACCAGAUAAUCUUUCGAAAAUAUUAAGUUCUUUACAAAAAGUACAAAAGGAAAAACCUAAAGAAACUGUUAUUCAUAUACAUUCAGUGAAUACAUUUCCAAAAUUAAAAGGAACAAGAAGAACAAGGAGUUAUGAUAAAAGUAUAAGAGAUGAUGAUUCUGAUGACAAUUUAGAUGAUUCAUCAAAAACAAAUGCAAGAAAAACAAAAUCAGCAUCUUCACUUAAUUUAAGCGAACAAGAUCAAUCUGUUACUCUUGAACAUGACAAUACUUAUACACCGGGAAAUCGACCUGAAUCAUAUAAAACGGAUUUAAGUGUUAAAUCAUCUACAACGGAAUCCGUUGACGAAGAAGAAAAUCUUGUUCAUCAAGAGAGUUAUAAUAAAUUAUUUGUUCCAAUGUUUAUAAAAAAAAGAAAAUUACCACCGACGAAAGUAAGAUUAUUACAAGAUUUAUUAAAAGAAAGAGCGGGAUUUGUCGAAGGAAGCAUUUUAAAUUAUAAAAUUGUUAAAUUACCAGAAUCGAGAGAAACAAUGGAACCAUUAACGGCUCGAUUUCAUUUGGAAGAAACCGAAGAUACAAAUGUCGAUAAGGGGAAAAAAUUUAAAUUUAUUAAAAUUCUAGCUAAAAUUUGUAGGUGUGGUAAAAAAGAAACGGGAGAUGAUAAUAACUUUUUAGAUAAUCUCAAAGGGGAAGCUGUGACGGUUGAUUUAUUAGGUGGUUCUAAAGUUCCCGCUUCUGUAACGUUAAACGAUUCAACAAUGGAAUUGGCGUCUAACUUUUAG